Messenger RNA from Dentiscutata heterogama, 141 nucleotides. The record is from the annotation of a GenBank genome assembly. Lineage: Eukaryota; Fungi; Glomeromycota; Glomeromycetes; Diversisporales; Gigasporaceae.
AUGGUACUCUACCAGCUUACUUGCAAGUUGGUAAAACGUAUGCCAAUAGUUGUGAUAAAGAAGUAUGCAAAAGCAACUUCUAAUAUUCAACAACUUGACGCUAAUACCUUAGAUCCAGAGGCUAAUACGUUAAAUUCAGAA